Messenger RNA from Trifolium pratense (red clover), 1032 nucleotides. Its product is annotated as ras-related protein RABC1-like. The transcript is spliced from 6 exons. Lineage: Eukaryota; Viridiplantae; Streptophyta; Magnoliopsida; Fabales; Fabaceae. Bases 159 to 800 code for a protein of 213 amino acids. Gene Ontology annotation, molecular function: GTP binding; GTPase activity. The record is from RefSeq and is a predicted model, not a curated record.
ACUAUUUUGAUUCACACCGCAGCAAGCAAAGUGUAUAAAUAAAUCUAAACUUUUCUUUGACUUUCGGCAACCUUCCAUAAUAUACUUUUAUUCUUUCCUUUCCGAAUUAAUUCAUUCAACACAAAAGUCUCUAACAAAACCCACUCUUACUCAAAUCAAUGGAUGCUUCUUCUUCUUCUGCGAGUCACGCUGAAUUCGAUUACUUGUUUAAGCUUCUUAUGAUUGGUGAUUCUGGAGUUGGCAAAAGCACGCUGCUUCUUCGAUUCACUUCUGAUACUUUCGAGGAUCUUUCUCCUACCAUCGGUGUAGACUUCAAAGUUAAAUAUGUUACACUUGGUGGAAAAAAGUUAAAACUUGCUAUUUGGGACACAGCUGGACAGGAAAGGUUCAGAACACUUACCGGUUCAUAUUAUAGAGGUGCACAAGGAAUAAUUAUGGUUUAUGAUGUAACGCGGCGGGACACCUUUACAAAUCUAUCUGACAUAUGGGCUAAAGAAAUUGACCUAUACUCAACAAAUCAAGAUUGCAUCAAGAUGCUUGUAGGAAACAAAGUUGACAAGGAAAGUGAAAGGGUUGUUACCAAAAAGGAAGCGGUGGACUUCGCAAGGCAAUAUGGAUGCCUUUAUACUGAAUGCAGUGCUAAAACUCGAGUAAAUGUUGAACAGUGUUUUGAGGAGCUUGUACUGAAGGUUUUGGAUACACCAAGCCUCUUGGCCGAGGGAUCAUCUGGUGUGAAAAAGAACAUCUUCAAGCAGAAACCCCAAGAGUCUGAUGCAUCAUCAACUAGUAGCUGUUGCUAAUGGUGAUUAUAAUAUUUCCAAGGAACUGUCACCUUCUAGUUUUUAGUAUGAUGUGGAUUUCAAGUGCUAUGAAAUUCCAUUGCAUGUACCAAAAAAAUUAAUUUCGUUAGAGCCAGUAUAUUGUAAUUGUAUCGAUCUUCAGAAUUUGCUUACCUUUUAAUGAUCUCUUCCGUUUUAUUGAGUGUGAGCAUUAGCAAGUUAUCAUUCUGGGAAUUUCUUGCAUUCCUCUAAA